UCAAUCAUCAUCGACAUCACAAAAGUCGUCUGGCCGCCGUGGUUUACAAUGCACCGUGCUGCCGGCUUUUUGUUUACUGUCAAUUGUUGCGCAUUUGUGGCUCCCAUUUCAAGCAUGCAAGCUAACUCGAGCACACCGACUGCGGACUAGCUAAACUAGAACUUUGUCGGCAACGAUCACCAGCGAUGGCAGCGGUGGAAGUGCAGGUAUCGCGGUACAUCGACAAUGUUUUGCAAAAUGAUACGCUGGAGGAGGUGUUCAACUGCUUCAUUAUCCACUCUCAAGAAAUGCAAGAAUUCAAGGAGAGGACAUACCAGGAGGACAUCAAGACCCUGUUUUCUGGUAUCGCACAGGAAUCGCUAGAUGCUGCAUUGAAGCAGUAUGUUUCAGUGGUCUCCAAUUUGAGCAAUCACCGCCAGAUGCAGACCUUGUUGUCUCUCCUCCACCAUGCGGUCACUGCUGGUGUUGUCCAGCCAAAACCUGUGUGUGAUGCACUUUUGGCCACUGACAAAUUCCACUAUACGGCUGAAGAGUAUUGGUGCCAGUCAUUGUGUCUUAUUCAGAAGAUUGUGGCUGGAAUCGACUACAAGGGUGUUCGCGACCUCUUGAAGGCAAUAUUCGACAAGGCACUUUCAAUUCCUCCUACGGUAAACAUAUCCAUGAUGAGACAACUAAACACAAUCAGCAGUGUAUUGGAGCACAUUUUCGACCGCAAUGCUGCUCUGCUGCCGAGUUACCUGAUCUUUGAUGACGUCCAGAAGCGAUUGGCUUCCAAGACAAACUGGCCACACUGGAAAUUCGCCAAACUUGUCUCUGACUUUGUGGACAGCUUCCAGCCCUGUGCCCAAAUGGUGACCAUUGUUGGUCGUUCUAAGCUUCGGCCAGUCGUUGGCCAUUCGGGAACCUGCUGCACCGUCUGGAAGCUUGACCCCAACACAGCCAAGUUUACGAUGAAAGGGCAGCUACCCUACAGUGCGGAAGUUCAGCAGCCCCAGACAGAGCUACUCAGAUACGUGCUGGAGCAGCCGUAUUCAAGGGAGAUGGUGUGCAGCAUGUUGGGCCUCACAAAACAGCAAAAGCAGCGCUGCCCAGUGCUAGAGCAAGAACUGGUGGCCCUUGUCGUCCGGGCCAUGGAGAAGUCAGAGCAGGAAGGCCCAGAGGAGCCCAUCGAGCUCUUCUGGCAGAACCUGUCCAGCCAGCUCAUCUACUUCGUGCUCUUUCAGUACGCCAACUUCCCGCACAUGGUGCUUGCAUUGCAUGACCAGCUGGUCGGCAGGAACCUGCGGAAGGGCAGAGACCAUCUGAUGUGGGUUCUACUGCAGUUCAUCUCUGGAAGCAUCACCAAGAACCCGCUCAACGACUUCCUGCCUGUAAUGAAGCUGUACGACCUGUUGUACCCGGAGAAGGAACCGUUACCAUUUCCAGAUGUGACCAAGCCUCACUGCACUCGGGCGCUGGCCAUCACGUCCAUCUGGGUGCACCUGACUCGCAAGGCCCAGCUGGAGAAAGUGCGGCUUCAGAGGCCCCUGCCACAUGCAUUGUCCACACACCUUGAGUACCUGCAACAACCCUUUGUGUCAAAUACGACUCUCAGUUUUGGAAAUGAUUACUGGAUCUCACUUCUCUGCAAUGCAUACAGCACGAAUCAGGAAUACUUCAUACGCCCCAUGGGCGUCCUGGCUGAGGCCAUCCAAUGUAGCCAACGCAACCAGGGCUCCAUGUCGUCAUCAAAUUCCAACACACCUAACCCAACACACCCACUGGGCAUGAAUGUGCUUGAUUCACUAACCGUUCACACCAAAAUGAGCCUGAUCCACAACGUGGUGACUCAUGUGAUGAAGAUUCCGCAAGCAAAGUCGACAGUCUCCCUUACGCCAGCACUCAUAGAAACCUACAGUCGUCUGCUGGUGUACAGCGAGAUCGAAUCGCUUGGGAUCAAGGGCUUCAUCAAUCACCUCCUGCCAACAGUGUUCCGUCAGCAGGCGUGGGGCAUCCUGCACACACUGCUGGAGAUGUUCAGCUACCGGCUGCACCACAUCCAGCCACACUACCGCGUCCAGCUGCUGUCUCAUCUGCACAGCCUGGCUGCCGUGCCGCAGACCAAUCAGACUCAGCUGCACCUCUGUGUUGAGAGCACUGCCCUAAAGCUGAUCACUGGCCUCGGCAGCGCGGAGGUCCAACCUCAGCUGUCUCGCUUCCAAACUGAGCCCAAGUCACUGCUUUCCUCCGAAUCGGAGGAACUGAACAAAGCGCUCAUUCUGACGCUCGCCAGGGCAAUACACAUCACAGGGUCCGAGACUCUGUCCAUGGUGUGGUGCAAGGAGCUGCUGACAACAGCAAUGCAGAGCACGCCACACAGCUGGUCGAGCCUGACGCUGCUCAGCUUCCCCCAGAGCCUGGCCGAGUUCUUCCAGCAGCACCAAGCGCAGCGGGAGAACAAGGCCCAGCUCAAGCGCUCCGUUGAGGAGGAGUACCGCAAGUGGAAGACGAUGAGCAAUGAGAACGACAUCAUUGCUCACUUUUCUCAGCAGGGGACACCACAUCUAUUCCUGUGCCUUCUGUGGAAGAUGUUGCUGGAAAAUGACCGCAUCAGCCCCCUGGCUUACAAGAUUUUGGACAGGAUUGGAGCUCGAGCCCUAUCCUCGCAUCUGAGAACAUUUGCAGACUUUCUCGUCUUUGAAGUAUCGAAUUCAGUUGGAGGGCAGCAUGUUAACAAGUGUAUUGAUGCCCUCAAUGACCUUAUUUGGAAGUACCAUGUCAUCUCGCUGGACAGACUAAUCCUUUGCCUGGCGCUUCGUAGCUUCGAAGGCAACGAAAUCCAGGUGUGCUUCUUCAUCAUACAAAUGCUGCUGAUCCGACCAUCAGAGUUCAAGAACCGAGUUCUGGAUUUUGUCAAGGAUAAUUCCCCAGAGCAUUGGAAGCAGACGGACUGGCAUGAGAAGCACUUGGCAUUUCACAGGAAAUACCCGGAGAAGUUCUACUUUGAGGGCCUGCAGGACCUGAGUGGACAGAGCCAACAGCACACCUACCUGCCCGUCUACUUUGGCAACAUCUGUCUACGCUUCAUUCCGGUGAUGGACAUUGUCAUCCACCGUUUCCUAGAGCUGUACCCUGUGGCCACAAUCUCGGUUGAGUCUAUUCUUGACCACCUGGGCUGUCUGUACAAGUUUCACGACCGGCCACUGACGUACCUGUACAACACUCUACACUACUACGAGCAGAAGCUGAGGGACAGGCCUCCCCUAAAGAAGAAACUAGUGGCUUCCAUCACUGGGUCACUAAAAGACAUCCGGUCAGGUAAUUGGGCUCUGAGCGAAGCUUACCUCAGCUACCUGCAGCGCCCAGCAGAGGACACUAACUGGAUACCAGACCUCGAUUAUUACAUCGGACUUGUGGGGAGAAUGGCUGACACUGUUGCCGGAAAGUCCCCCUUUCCACACACAGACUGGCGUUUCAACGAGUUUCCGAACCCUGCUGCCCACGCCUUGCACGUGACGUGCAUUGAGCUCAUGGCAUUGCCCAUCUCCGCAGCUGUGGUUGGAAAUGCCUUGUUGGAUGUUGUUCUCAAAGGGCACACGGUACUCCCACGUAGCAGCAUUGAGAACUGGAUGAAUGCCAUUGGGCUGAUCCUGACUGCACUUCCUGAGCUGUACUGGACCGUGCUCAACGACCGUAUCCUGGUAGCCCUGCAAGGGCCCCAUCUGGCUACGCCCUCUGGCAGCAAGCAGAGCAUCUUCCAGCUUCUCAGUUUCUCCUCCAAUCACAGCAGCAUCACCGAGGUGCAGUGCUGCUACCUCAUGGCGCUCGUCCAUGCCGUCUGGUACCACGCGAGUGUCGGCCAGAUCAGCCAGAUUCCACAGAUCAUGCGUGACCGGUUCAAGCCUGUGGUAAAAACGGAGGAGCAGUUUCUUUUCUUGUGCCACCUGGUAGCCCCAUUCUUCCAGCGCAUGGGCAGUGAGAGGUCACGAAUUGUCAUGGACAUCACCGUGGAGCUGUACGAAAUGCUGGAAAAUGUGGAUAAGAACUGUGAGCAGCUGAACUACAUUGAUCAGAUCACUGAUCUCCUGUACCACAUCAAGUACAUGUUCACUGGCGACUCCGUCAAGACGGAAAUUGAAAGGAGCAUCCGCAACCUGCGACCAGCCUUGCAGCGUCGGCUGCGCUUCAUCACCCACCUAAACAUCGAGGAGACAGCCGCUUCAUGAACGCCUGCUUUCAGCACCGAAAGGCACACUAAAAACUAACUCUCAAUCAGCUUGGACUGGUAGAUUAUUAUUCUUUCAGAACUCCAUUUAUGCAUUUUUUGGCGGAAGAAAGGUUGCUUGAUAGGAAGAAAAGAUGGGGUCAAACUUUCUGUUUUGAACUUCUUGCCCUAAUGCAUUGUUGAUGAUGUCAUGCUGAUGUCACCGAUUUCACAGUGCAUGAAUACUACGUUGGCAUGUCAUGUUGUAGUGACGAGUGCCGAUUGGUGGGCAGGCAGGCAGGCAAACAACCUACUUUGAAGGAAACUCUUCAUUGGGGUAGCCAUAAGCACAGCCAGUUGUCGAGACGAAUGAUCUGGCCAUUGUUUUAUGGCCCAUUUAUAGAGGGGGUACCUUAAGUUUGGGGAUGGGCUGCAAUUAUCGGUACACACUGACAUGAUGGGCCUGCCUUUCUACAUGUGGCUAAAAGAUUCGAGAUGCACAAACACUCCGAUAUUGCAAGCAGAUAUAGUGCAACGGCAUAAUUCUGUGAUAAUGCAAAUCUCAUUUUUUUUCUGGUAAAACGUGCAUGUUAACAUAUGCGCCCUCCUGCUUAGCAGGUACAUUCACAAAAGUUGUUUGGUGAAAUUUCUAUUCAGUUCAAAGUCCAGUCCACAUUUUUUUUUCUUUGUAAAUAAAUUAACUACGUAGUAUUAAGCAUUUGCGGCCAAAAUCUGUGAUGUCACGAGGGGCUCACUCAAGGAUUUCAAUGUUUACAUACCACCAGUCUAUCAUUCUUAUGCGCUUUGCCUUACCAAGCUCUUGUUCAUGCUUGUUCUGACCUAUUUGCCAUUCUGGGCAUGUAAUCUGUCAGUCUAGGUUAAUUUAAUAUUCCUCUUCAGUGUUUCUUUGAGAGGAAUCUUUAUCAUAAGCCCGCCUACAAUUUCCUUGCUCCGAUACAUAUGAAGCCAGUAGCGCACCCAGGAUCUCUGCCAGGGGGAGGGUUGAAUUUUUGGAGUGGUGGGGGGAGGGGGAAGCAAGCACUUUGCAUAAUAUGCAAUUUCCUUGCUUUAGCCAGAGGAAUUCAACAGCAAAUAACAUGCUUAAUAAUUAUAAUAAUAUAAUGACCCCAAGGAUGAUGACGAUUCUUCAGCAUUUUACUCAAAGUAAUUUAAGAGUGAAUGAAUAAAUUUAUAUAUAUACCAGACAGUGAUAGAGUGUUUUUGUUAAUCAGGCAAAUGCGACCUCAAGCCACCUCCGGAAUUGUAAUGACAAUGUGAACAGAGCACUGAAGGUACACGUUGGGCUGGUGGGGCUGCACGCAUGGGGGGGUUACAACACCCGAACCCCCCCGUCGGUGCGCCACUGUAUGAAGCGUAUCUCAGCUCUCUGCUGAACUGAUCUGAAUUAAAUUUGUUGCAUUUAAAGGACCAAGUUUACGACUAAAUUUUUCUGAGAAUAGAUAUCACAGUUCUGCAAAGUGCAUCUGUUAGAGCACUUGUACAGGCACAGUUAAUAUAACAUUUGUUGACAGUUUACAUGAAAUGUUUCUUUAUGGGCAUUUGCAAGUCCUGUUCACGAAUUAUUAUUUCUACGUGAAUUGAAGUCAGUAGUUGAAUGUCAGCGACAAAAGUCGAAGAUCUUUGACUUUAUAUCAAGAGUGCUGGUCAAGGAUUCUAUAGGUAAAAGCCAAAUGAAAUUUUAGACUGCAUAGGAAACCUAGUUUUAGAUAGAAACAGUUAGAGUACCCUCUAUGCAAAAUCUUGUAUUUUAUAAACCAGCCAAAACUUAUGUUCCUGAGAAAAAAAUCUGCUGUUACCAUUUGUUAGAUGUGACACAGGACUCGUAAUGUUGAGCACCAGCUGUUAAGAAUGUUGAAAUUAGGCAGUGCUUAUGGCAUGCUGAAGAUCUUGGCGGCCAAAAUCUGAGAUUUCCGUCACAUCCGCUAACCACUAGGUUUCCAUUUUGUCUGGGUAUUUGCUACUUAAAAGCUGUUAAUAAGAUUUGACAAUUUCCCGCCCUGCUGUAUUGCCAAAAUUGCUUCAGGAGUAUACACUACUCAUUUAUGGUUUAUUUAGCCAAAUUAAUUUUCUUUGCAAUUGGCCUCUGAGCUGCAAGCAUUGAUUUUGCCUGUAAGAUUCUGUUCGAGGACUACGGCAAUGUCAUUACAGUAAAAGGCUGGCUGACUGUGAAGAAGUGUGCCUACUAAGCCUGACUGGUACUGUCACGCCACCUGUGCAUUUCUAAACAUUAGUGGCGAACUAGAUAGUGGCGUAUUUCAAACAUAAUAGAAUUAGAACUGAGGACAGAACACUGUGUAACCUACAAACUGACAAGCUACAUAAUCAUGAUUGUAAGGAAGAAGAACGGCUCUGGAAAGUUACAUCGCCAUCGCGUGCCUCAGAGCCAGAAAGAGACCGGCACGCCAGAAAGUGUAGUUGCCAUCUCGUGUCGCAUGGCAGUUCGCCCGCACAGCUGAGCCAUCAUUGCUGCGGCUGUGUCUCCGGCUAUCGUUCGGCAACUUCUUCCUUCCAUGAUGAUUAUAUAGAUGGCAAGCAAGCUUUUGAUGUGUCUUGCGCAAUCACUAAAACACUUGGGAGCAGCGUGAUGCAUAUAAGAAAGAAUGUACAGCUCUUUACUUUUGUUGAUAUUCUGAUCACCUUACAUUCAGGAAAACUUCAUCCUUGAAGCUUACAAUUUGUAGCUCAUCCUUGUAGCAUGAGCUUAAAUUUGAGUAAAUACAGUAUUGCUAUGCUGAAAAGCAGCAUGUGACGCAUCAUUUUGUUCACCUUAGACGUCCUAGUAGACUGUUUACGCAAUUACCUGUUUCUUCUUUGAAGUUCCAGAGUUGUGAACGUUAUGCUUGAUAUUUUUUCAUUUCAUUUACAGCAAUUUCGCUCAAGUAUUUUAUGAAGAAAUGAACAGUCUGCCUUCAACAGUUGCCACAUUUUGACUUCAUUUAAUUAUGACCAUUCAAAUCAGUAGAGCUUGUGUCUAAAGGGUGCGCGUCUACGUUUCAUGUGUGUUUGAACAAAGAAAUCGGAGCUGGGUCCCAAGCUUCUCUUGAAGAUUAUUCAUCUUGUUAAAUGCAUCUGCAUCUUCCAUCCUCAUUCUGCACUUCCUGUAUGCACCUACUGUGUAAGUGAAUGCUGGCUUGUGGAGCACAGUUAACUACAUCUGCAUAUGGCUGGAGUCAUAUAGUGCGAGUACUGGUUCUUAAUAAAUGAAAUUCUUUUAUACUA
Dermacentor silvarum is the source of this 7423-nucleotide messenger RNA. RefSeq names its product mediator of RNA polymerase II transcription subunit 23 (gene MED23). Gene Ontology annotation, cellular component: transcription regulator complex; mediator complex. Bases 186 to 4205 code for a protein of 1339 amino acids. The transcript has 34 exons. Gene Ontology annotation, biological process: positive regulation of gene expression; regulation of transcription by RNA polymerase II. NCBI's taxonomy places the organism in Eukaryota, Metazoa, Arthropoda, Arachnida, Ixodida, Ixodidae. The record is from RefSeq and is a predicted model, not a curated record.